ACCUUUUCUACGAUACUGAAAUACAAUAACCAAUUUAAAGAAUCAUGUCAAUGUACAGAACACUGGCCCAACAUGAGCUGCACACAUGCAUUGGCCCACAAGGGGUAACUGGGGCAAGCACAACUACGGGCAAGCUGCAGAAAAAACACUGUGGGCCCUGCACCACAUGAGCAGCAUCAGGCCUGUAUCAAUAUACACAAAAUCCCCAGAAAUCCCACAUAAGGGCUGAAAUUGGGAAAAACUGUUGUGGGCUCUGCAUGGGCUAAAUCUGCAUCGGGCUGUGCAGAUUUUCUGUGGGGCAACCCACAGUUGGGUCUAUGAGUUAAUGUGCCCAAGCCCAACUGUGGUCUGCGUACACCUAUGGCCUUCUUUGGGUCCAUAAGGGCAAAUGCCACAGGGAUCUCAUAUUGUGCCCCUGCCCGCAAUAAACCCACACAGGGAAUCAGGGAAAAAUUAGGAAGAGAUUGCUGCAACAAUACAGCACAAAUAAAAUAACAAUGUCACAAAUAUGAUUUAACAGUUUAAGGGAAGCAUGGCCUCCAGGAGGAUAAAAUGCCUAUAUUUAACCGCAUUGGGAGUUAAAUGUAAAACAGGAGUGCAGAGAGGGAGGAGAAGACAGGGGAAAGACAAGUGCUUUGACAGAGGAUGGACAAGAAAUCUGAGAGUAGAGGCAGUGUGGGGAGGAGGAGAGAGGCAAAGGGAGAGAGAGAAAGAAAAAAGAGCAAUAGGAAACAGCGAAGGAGCAGCAAUAUCCACAGGAGAGGGAGGAGGAGGAAAACUGCGGAACUCAGCCAUUUCCGCACCAUGUGAGCUACCGGGACUGAAGCUCAUUUGUUCCCGGUUGGACGCCGCAUCCUCUGGGAUAGAGCAGCAGCAGCCCGGCACAGCCGAGGCUUCCAACCGCCAGAGGAACCGAGAUUCAGCGAUUGAGGGAGAGACCAGAGGCCGGAAAGGAGACCUCAGCGGCUGGUGCACACAGCAGAGACUCCCAGCGGCUGAAGGCACAUCCCCGACAGAGAGCGCAGACCAGCCGCGAACAUGACUGCAGACGUGGCGGUGUCUCUGGCGUUGCUCGCGGGGAUUGUCGCACUGAGCGAUGCGACCCGCAGGUUGUUGACCAGGGCCCUCGCGGACACCGGGCUCUCUGUGUACGCGGUGGAGCUCGUAUCCACCUUCCAGCUGUGCUGCUGCACGCACGAGCUAAAGCUGCUGUCCGAGGUAGGCGGGAUCGAGCCUCGACUCGCGCUCACCUUGACGUACCUGGCGUCCGUGGUCCACGGGCUCACCUUCAGCGGGGCCAUCGGGAACCCCUCCAGUGCGCUCGAGCAGGCGUACCACGCGAAGUUCUCCGGCCGGUGCGCCCUGCGGCGGAUCGGGUGCCAGUUCGCUGCGGCCGCCGCUGCGCGAGCCGCGGUGCAGGUAAUCUGGGGUAUCGGGUUGUCGGGACUGCACGUGCGGCAUAAGCUGCUCGGUUACCGAUGCGUCAGCCCCAUUCACGCACCCCUGCCCAAGGCCGUGGCCGUGGAACUCGCGUGCGCCUUUGCAGUUCAGACUGCUAUUACGCACACGCGAUCGGUGGAGGAGAAAUACCGCGUGCACGCGGUAGCUGCGGUCAUUGCAACAGUGGUUUAUGCAGGUGGCAGCGUGACAGGAGCUGUGUUUAACCCGGCGUUGGCCUUCUCCACACAGUUCCCCUGCAGUGGAAACUCCUUCCUGGAGUACUGCCUGGUCUACUGGCUGGGCCCGCUGCUGGGUAUGAUGAGCUCAGUGCUUCUGUUUGAUAAACUCGUCCCUUCGCUGUCGAGGAAAUCACCGUCUCUCCAUCUUCCCCUGGACACCAAGAAGAGGACAUGAGCGUCGCUGGGCAGCAGUUCAAACCCAGAGCACACAUGGAGAUGUUGUUUCUGACAGACUGUUAACCUGCUGCUGAUUUCAGUCAUCAGAAGUUAGAAAAAGAAGAAUGACACUGAUAUGCACUUUUUUAAAGACUGCAACCUGAAAGUUUAUUUUUUUCCACAAUAGAUUGUGAUUAUCCAGACAGUAGGUCUUUUGGAUGAUUUCACCCCAAGAGCACAUCUUAGAAGAUAAACAGAAAAGGAAAGACACUAAUUUUAGUUUUAUUUUAUUUUAAGAUAGAACUCAAACAGAGCAUGCAGAAAUUAACUGGCUAAGCUUUUACUUUACGAGGUGGUCGGUCGAACACUUAAAAUUAUUGCUAUGCUUUAGACACUGCAAAACUUUUUUUGGAUCACCUCUACACUGUUCAAACAACACUGAAAAUGUCAAAUAUCUGUCACUGGAAUAUCAACGAUUAUAACUAACAAAAGAAAGUUUGCCUUGUACUUGCAUGAUUUUUAGGCAUUACAGCAUGAUAUGGAAUCACAAUUGAUUUUCAUGAUCGGACUGGACAUCCACACAGCUGGGAAAAACACACUAAUAUUUACUUGCCUGAUUUCUGGUAAUGAAACAUGAUUGUAAUUUUAAAAAUAUACAUUGAUCCAAGUAUUGUUUUUGUGUAAUAGCACAAUUUACUCAACCUAAUUCACUAAUUGAUCAACAGAAACAUUUAUAAUGAAAAGUUGAGAAUAUGAUGUUCUGAAUAAGAUAAUAUUAUAAUGACAAUAAACUUUAUUUGUAUAGCACUUUUCUUAAUAAAGUUACAGAGUGCUUUACAGACAGAUUGUAUAUAUUAUUAAUGUUUAUACUUAAUUUGACAUUCCAGAGCCAAGCACAGUGUAGGAAUGCACUGUAUACGUGUCUAUGUUAGUUUUUGCACAGAUUAAACUGGUGCCUUUUGAAUUCUCUGUAAAAAACUGGAAAGGCGGAUUAAACUGUAUAAUCACUG
Siniperca chuatsi (mandarin fish) is the source of this 2845-nucleotide messenger RNA. RefSeq names its product aquaporin 11 (gene aqp11). Gene Ontology annotation, biological process: transmembrane transport. The transcript has 3 exons. NCBI's taxonomy places the organism in Eukaryota, Metazoa, Chordata, Actinopteri, Centrarchiformes, Sinipercidae. Gene Ontology annotation, molecular function: channel activity. Gene Ontology annotation, cellular component: cytoplasm; membrane. The coding region runs from base 1039 to 1854 and encodes 271 amino acids. The record is from RefSeq and is a predicted model, not a curated record.